Molecule: messenger RNA, 1817 nt
Organism: Mercenaria mercenaria
Lineage: Eukaryota; Metazoa; Mollusca; Bivalvia; Venerida; Veneridae
Exons: 5
Coding region: 277-1716 (479 amino acids)
Biological process (GO): regulation of DNA-templated transcription
Cellular component (GO): nucleus
Molecular function (GO): protein binding
Source: RefSeq, a predicted model, not a curated record
UCUCCCUAAAAGAUAAAAACGAGGCGAAGGAAGAUUACUUUCAAUGGGAGAUUAUGCGGGCCUAGCGAUUUUGUUUUUUGAAAUAAACACUGAUCUUUAAAUUGUCAUACUUUACUCCCAGAGCGUUUUAAUUUCUAAUUUGCGAACUGAAUAUACCCGCAUAUUUCUCAGAUGUCUUGUGCUUAAAAGAAUUGCGUUUAGAUUAGAAAUUCCAAAGGAUUUUAAAUUGUGAUACAAAAGGAGUCGUAUAAACCGACGUCAUUUUCAUUGAAUGACAUGGGAGUAACUGCUGAAACUGACGUAGAUUACGGUCGGAUUUACGGCCCGUUUCCAGCCGUCGGACAUAUACCACAAUCUCACUUUAUAGGAUACCUUACCGCCGACGACAGACAUGACACCGGCGGUGUAAAGAUUAAUCUGAAUGACACUGUAUUGGGCAACACCUGGCUGCCGUACGUACACCCGGCUCGUACAGUAGAUGAACAGAAUAUGGAGGCUUACAUGAAGGAUGGAAAUAUAUUUUAUAGAACACUCCGAAUUAUUCGAGCCGGCGAAGAAUUGUUGGUUUGGUAUAGCAAGGACUUUGCCCAGAUUCUUGAGAUACCGUUGUCGAACAUCGUCCAGAGAGAAGACAAUGACACAAAACUUGUCUGUGACAAGUGUGGUGAAAAGUUCCGUUACAUCUUUCCUCUGAUGGCGCAUCUACGCUUCCGGUGCACAAAGGUCGCCGGAAGUCAAUAUUCCAGCAACAUCUCGCUCUCGCCAACAGCCAGUCACAGUAAUUCUGCAGGAGAGUCAGGGACGGAUAAACUUGCAAUGAAUAAGGAUUCAAAAGGAUUAAAGCGCAGUUUAGAGACUGAUCCUAUUGACUUGCAAAGAAAGAAACUAUUUUUAGAAACAAGGGAGGAAAAUAACAAUGAGCAAACACCUGGAACUAGUCAUGAAAAAAGUACCUCCCCUGGAUCUAUAAAUGCAAUCGGACAAACUGCGGUUAGAGAUAUAGGCAGUGCUUUUCGAAAAGUUGAAAAAUCUUUUGUAAGGGAAAACAUUUCACCAGUUGAAGAUAUUCAGCUCUCCAAUAAACAUUCACAUAGCUUGAAUGAAACGAAGAUGACCUUACACAAGGAACAUGAAAUAAUUGCAAGACACUUAUAUAAUAAAGGCAUGUUGCCACAAAGUUCAGUGACAAACGGCUUACCUGUCGGGCUUGGAAUGUUGAGUCCUGGCUGGAUGGCUCCAGUUUCAUCUGUUGCACACUCUUACUUAGACCCGCGCGUGUAUUCUGAGCGCGUGCAAGUGUCGGCUGUCAACAAACCGCAGAUGGUUAGUCCUGUAGGUAACAUAAACCAAGAGGCCAUUAGAAAUCUACAAAAUGGAGAUAUGUUCAGUAAACAAAUGUUAAUGGAACAAUUAAGGAAGUCCCAUUUACCUUUCAUGCCAACUGCCAACCCUAUGGUUGAAAAAAUCCUACAGACGGCCACUCCCACAAUGGUCCAACGGCCUAUACAACCCGUAUCAUUGGCACAGAACUGGUGCGCCAAGUGUAACGCGACAUUCCGUAUGACCAGUGAUCUCGUUUAUCACAUGAGAUCUCAUCAUAAACGAGAGUUUGAUCCAAUUAAGAAAAAGCGAGAAGAUAAACUACAGUGUAACGUGUGUAAGGAAACUUUUAAGGAACGUCAUCACUUGACACGUCAUAUGACGUCACAUACGUAAAGAACAGGUUCUAUUAAAAAACAGUAUGUGGAGUCAAGAUCACAAUGUGCCAAAUAAAAACAACUGCUGAAAUAUAUGAAAGCCAGACUGUUUUGUAUUAA